Onychostoma macrolepis is the source of this 1558-nucleotide messenger RNA. RefSeq names its product C-X-C chemokine receptor type 5. Bases 142 to 1254 code for a protein of 370 amino acids. NCBI's taxonomy places the organism in Eukaryota, Metazoa, Chordata, Actinopteri, Cypriniformes, Cyprinidae. The record is from RefSeq and is a predicted model, not a curated record. Gene Ontology annotation, cellular component: membrane. The transcript is spliced from 2 exons. Gene Ontology annotation, biological process: chemotaxis; immune response; G protein-coupled receptor signaling pathway. Gene Ontology annotation, molecular function: chemokine receptor activity.
GGCGUGUCUUGAGACUUGAGCGUAAAUCAUGGGUUGGUUGUUCAGCAAGGUUUUAUCAUUGAAACACUGCAUUCCUUUAAGCCCGGAGUGGAGGAUACACACUUCUGAGACAAUAGCAUUGUUACCCUCAUCAACACAAACAUGAAUCAAAUAACAGAGAACGUCAUUCUUGAAAGUUUUUCAGGUUACUUUUACGAUGACUAUGAGAAUGUAACAGAGGGGCCUUCUGAUGGAAAAAUGUACAUCUGCAACAAUGAGAGUAACCAACUGCAUCUGUUUCACACCGUGUUUCAACCUCUUGUAUAUGGUGUGGUUUUUUUCCUGGGCCUAAUAGGAAAUGGCCUCCUUUUGACCGUUCUGCUUAAACGGCGGAGGAACCUGCGCAUCACAGAGAUCUAUCUGCUACAUCUGGCACUGGCUGACCUGCUCCUCCUCUUCACUUUACCGUUUGUAGUUACUGAAGGGGUAGUCGGAUGGCUUUUCGGAAACUUCCUGUGCAAGCUAUUGGGCCUUGUUAAUCGCCUAAAUCUGGUGUGUGGGAGUCUGCUUUUGGCAUGCAUCGGCUUUGAUCGCUACCUCGCUAUUGUGCACGCCAUCCCCAGUCUCCAGACCCGUCGGCCUAAGACCGUUCACCUCACCUGUGCACUGCUCUGGCUCCUGUGCCUAUUUGUGACCAUUCCCAAUAUGGUGUUCCUGUCUGUGGAGAAAGGCAAGAACAACCCUUCCAGAUUCUUUUGUUCUUACAACAACCAUGCCAUCCAUGCAAACAACUGGAUGCUGACCAGCCGCUUCAUCACACACCUGCUGUGCUUCUUUCUGCCUCUGGUAAUCAUGGGGUACUGCUAUACUACUGUAAUCAUCACUCUUUGCCAAAGCCAGAGAAGUCUGGAGAAACAGGGAGCAAUUCGAUUGGCCCUACUGGUUACACUGGUUUUCUGUCUGUGUUGGCUACCGUAUAAUAUCACCAUUUUUAUGCAUACCCUGGUGGUAUUGGGUGCUGUGCCUGAGAGCUGCCAUACUCGCAACACACUGAGCGAGGCGAUAAUAGUGACUGAGAGCAUUGGCUUCUCCCACUGUUGUCUGAAUCCAAUCUUGUAUGCCUUCAUUGGGGUCCGUUUCCGAAGAGACCUCCUGCAGUUGUUUGCGAAGAUAAAGUGUCUGCGUGUAUGCCUGUCAGGUCAGCGCACAAAAAAUUCAAACAGGGUAUCUGUCUCAGAGGCUGUUACUACUACAACAAGUAGCCAAUACAUCUAAUAGCAGCUGGACAUUUUUGUACAUUUUUUUAAAUCUUUAAAUCGCCAACUAUCUGUGAUUUACAGCUUUACCUGCACCCUGAGCCAAUCACUGCAUAUGACUAAAUGCACAUAAUGCGAGCGCUUGAAAUCAUAUAAAUUUGGACAAUCUGUUAGUCAAAGACUGAAUUUCAUUAAUAAGCAAAUCUAAGCAUAGUAAAUGAAAUGUUGUAGUGCUUUGCAUUGUUUUGAAUGGAUUAUAUUUAAUACUAGAUAACAAAUGGUUUUGUAACAAAUCUUUGGAAAUAAAAAGUGAUAUAAUCCUA